CUUAAAACAAACAAGAUUCCAUCAGCUAUAAUUCAUACACUUCGAUGGGAAUGUCCUACAUUUUCGACGAAAGCAGAACUAAACAAGCAUUUGGUUGGUGCAUGUUUCUACUUUAAGGUUCAGUGUUUGUUUUCGCCAAUCAUGAGACCAGGUCUUUAUAAUGUGCAUGCAACCAACUGUCAUAAUAAUAAUACGUGCCUAAAACUCGAGCUUUCCAGACAGGAAUUUCAUAAACAUUCAGAUAUAGCGGCAUUAGAUCCGAUUUCACAACGAUUACCUUCAACACCAAAUAUUUUUCCAUAUCAUUGUUCAUUAUGCGAUCAUUGUUUUCUAAAAUCAGAUACUCACAUAUGUAUGCCAUCUCCACCAAUUCCAGAAUAUGAUAUAAUAUGUCAUGGUUGUAAAUCAAAACUAGAUCAACCGAAAAAAACAAAGUACGAGUUAGAAAAUAAAUGUCAGGUUUGUUGUAAUCAGGAUAAUAAUAAUCCAAUAGUGAUCGGUAUGGUUGGAAUGGUUAAUUUUCCUAAUGGAAAGAAUCAUGGAAUAGAAAAUCAAAAAAUGCAAUGGAAGAAUGUUAAACGGAACAUUAUUAAAUCUUAUGAUAAAACUCAUGAAACUAAGGCAA
Dentiscutata heterogama is the source of this 625-nucleotide messenger RNA. NCBI's taxonomy places the organism in Eukaryota, Fungi, Glomeromycota, Glomeromycetes, Diversisporales, Gigasporaceae. The record is from the annotation of a GenBank genome assembly.